AUGGAAGUCGGGAUGUGGGAACCCGGGCACCGGAGAAGUGCUUUUCCAGGACGGCGGCCGCGGGAGCCGGUGCCCGGGGACAGCCGGAGGGCCGGUCCCGCCCGCCGGCCGCGCGGCCAGGUGCCGCCGCCGGGCGCGUCCCCGUGCGCCCCUUCCCCCUCCCGCCGACUUCCUGGUUCGCCGAAGGUGGCCGAGCCGCCGCCGCCGCCGCCGCCGGCCGGGUCGCGGGAACCGGGAGGCGGGGGCGGGGGCGGGGGCGGCGUCGCCGCGGUGCUGUCCCCGCGAGGCCGCGGAGGGCGCCGUGGGCCGGCCGCCUCUCUGAGCAGCGCGUCCCAGGCGGCGUGCGGGCGUGCGGGCGCGGGGCGACGGCGGCCCCGCCGCGACAUGUGACUAUGGACCGCAGGACCAGGGAAAAUCCAGAAAGAACGUUUGACUUGGUAUUGAAAGUGAAGGGUCCUGCCUCUGAAAAUGAAGGUCCUGUGGUAUUGUGGAAAUUCCCAGAGGACUUUGGAGAUCAGGAAGUACUGCAGAGCGUGCCCAAGUUCUGUUUCCCCUUUGACGUGGAAAGGGCAUCUCAGAAUCAAGUUGGACAGCACUUUACCUUCGUAUUGACAGACAUUGAAAGUAAGCAGAGAUUUGGGUUCUGCAGACUCACAUCAGGAGGCAGAAUUUGUUUAUGUAUUCUUAGUUACUUGCCAUGGUUCGAAGUGUACUAUAAGCUUCUCAAUACUCUGGCAGAUUACUUGGCGAAGGAACUGGAAGAUGAUUUGAAUGAAACUCUCAAAUCACUCUAUAACCACCCAGUACCAAAGGCAAACACGCCUGUCAACUUGAGUGUGCACUCCUGCUUCAUCGCCCCUGACACCACUGGACUCCCGACGAUACCGGAGAGUAGAAACCUGACAGAGUACUUUGUUGCUGUGGAUGUGAACAACAUGCUGCGGCUGUAUGCCAGCAUGCUACAUGAGAGGCGCAUCAUUAUUACCUCGAGCAAAUUAAGCACUUUAACUGCCUGUCUCCAUGGAUCCGCUGCUCUGCUUUACCCGAUGUACUGGCAGCACAUAUACAUCCCUGUGCUUCCUCCACACCUACUGGACUACUGCUGUGCCCCAAUGCCAUACCUGAUUGGAAUACACUCCAGUCUCAUAGAGAGAGUGAAAAAUAAAUCAUUGGAAGAUGUGGUUGUGUUAAAUGUUGACACAAACACUUUAGAAUCACCAUUUAAUGACUUGAGCAACCUACCCAGUGAUGUGGUCUCGGCCUUGAAAAAUAAGCUGAAGAAGCAGUCCACAGCUACAGGAGAUGGAGUGGCUCGGGCCUUUCUGAGGGCGCAGGCAGCUUUGUUUGGAUCCUACAGGGAUGCUCUGAGAUACAAGCCAGGUGAGCCCAUCACCUUCUGUGAGGAGAGCUUUGUAAAGCACCGCUCUAGUGUGAUGAAACAGUUCCUGGAAACUGCAGUUAACCUUCAACUGUUUAAACAGUUUAUUGAUGGUCGACUGGCAAAGCUUAACGCAGGAAGGGGUUUCUCUGAUAUAUUCGAAGAAGAGAUCACUGCAGGUGGCUUCUCUGGAGGGAGCCCAAGGUCAUAUCAGCAGUGGGUGCAUACAGUCAAGAAAGGAAGUGCAUUGUUCAACACAGCAGUGACCAAAGCAACCCCUGCAGUACGGACUGCAUACAAAUUCGCAAAGAGUCAUGCCAGACUGGGACUAAAAGAGGUGAAGAGCAGGCUGAAACACAAGGAAAAUGAGGAAGAUUAUGGGACCUGCUCUGGUCUGGUGCAGUAUACACCAGUUUAUACAUUACACAAUGAAACGGGAGGAGACAGAGAGAAACAUAGGCUUUCCCAGCCACACUUGAGAAGGCCUCAUAAGAGCCUCGAUGGUACCCUGUGUGAUGAUGAUGAUGACGUUGAGCGAGCAAGCAAGGUGUCUUCUGAAGAUGGCGAGGAAACAUCUGCCUAUUUCUACGAAAGUGACGACUCCGUGGAAGCUCCAGUGAAGGCCCCUUACUCAGGUGAGAUGGACUUGCUGGGAGAGAUCCUGGACACGCUGAGCACACACAGCUCCGACCAAGGCAAGCUGGCAGCUGCAAAGAGCCUGGAUUUCUUCAGAUCCAUGGAUGACAUUGAUUACAAACCCACGAACAAGUCCAACACUCCCAGUGAGAAUAACCUGGCCCUACUGUGUGCUUCUGGUGAUCAAGGAGAAUGGAAUCUCGGGCAGGACGACAGCGCCCUCCAUGGCAAGCAUCUUCCUCCAUCCCCCAGGAAGAGAGUUUCCUCUAGUGGGUUGACAGACUCUCUGUUUAUCCUGAAAGAGGAGAACAAUGAAAAGCCCCCCUGUGCUGACAGGAUGAGUGGCCCCACUGUGGGGGAAAAGGCAGUUUCUACUUCAGGAUUGGGUUUCCGGCCAGCUUCCCCCGAGGCGGCUCCUCAGAUAGGUGAAGGAGAAGCAGAGGUAGAGGAAACACGAAGCCAGGCUUCUGAGCAUCUGCUGGUACCCAGCCUCGGCAGCCGCCAGUCUACAUUCGUUCCCUGGGAGAAAGCAGGGAAAGAGCAUAAGGAGCCUUCAGAAGAUGGUGGACUGCUCCAAGAAGUAGUGUCAUUGUGCCACAUGUCAUGUGACUUCCAACAAGGUUCCAACAUUUCAGAGGAAAAGAGAAGUGAAAACCAAACUUAAGCUACCAGGAAAGGCUCUUCUCCAGAGACAUGUGGAAUUAAUUCCCUGCGAUGCAUACAGUAAACAGAAUCACUCAUAGGAAUGAAAACUCUUAGUACUGUUUACGUGUUUUCCUUUGGAAUGUUUCCCCAUCUGUUCAUCUCAUGGAGCUGUGUUAUCCAUUGGUUUUCUGGCAUAAAAUGAAUUCUACUGUGCUGUUAAAUCAGGUACUAGUUUGUAUAUAGGCUGAAAGUGUGUUUGGAACAUAAGCUUUCCCAGUAUUUGGUGCUUAAUGCUGUUCAUUUUAUUUAAACUAAGUGUGCAUAUGUAACACCUGCAUAUAACCAGUAGUUACUGUACUAAUCUGGUCGAGCAUGAACUGAUGUCAAACCUGAUAUAUAUAUAUAUAUAUAUAAAAAAAUAGCCUAAAACUGAUGAAACAGUUAACCCACUAAUUGCCUUAAUCAUCCAGUUAUGUUAAGCAUACAGAUCAUGUGUGAUGCUACGUGCAAAUCUUGAAAGAGGAGUUAUCUUGUCUUUCAGAGCAAUAAUGCCUUUUUCUAUCACAGAAUUAAGCUCAUCAUUUUUUCAAGUUUAAAUGCUCUGUAGUGGAACUAGUUUGCUUUCAUAAAGACACUGCAGCCAUGUUUUCCAAACAGUGUAAAUGUGUGUGUUGACCUUUUGCUCAGUGAAAUCCACGAAGUGCUGAAAUACAAUGUGAAGUGAAAAGCUUCUGUUUACAAAGAAGCCACUCCGACAAUGUUUGGUCUCUGUACGCCAUAGUGACUGUGGUCCACCUCGAGAAAGCCAGAUGCCCUGCAGAGUCCAGAGAAGCACCUGUCCUGUUCUUCUCGUAAAUGAUUCGCCAUGAAGAUGCUCAUAGCCUUACCUUGUGUUUGCUUUUUUAAAAUAAUUGACUUUGUGUUUUAAAUGUUCUAGAUUUAUAGAAAAGUGCGAAGAUGGUACUAAGUUCCCAUCUCCCUGGGCCCUGUUUCUGCUGUUGUUAGUGUCUUCAUGUUAGUGUGCUGCAUUUGCCAGUGUUGAUAUUGGACAUGGUGUUCAGAGCUCUGGCUUGCCCCUCAUGUCCCCUUUCUGCCUCAUUGUCCCCUCAGAGUCCUAGAUUACAUUCUUUUAUCAUGUCUGCAGGGUUCCUCUGCCCCUUGGCACUUCACUUUCUGACCUUGGGAGUUUCAGGAAUAUUGGUCAGAUAUAUUGCCCCCUGGCCAGCUCCUGGAAUUUGUCUGCUGUUUUUCUCAUUGUUACACUGGGAUUGUACAUUUGAAAGAGAAGAUCGUAGAAGUAAAGCGCCAUUUUCACAGUGUCUUAAAGCGUGUGUGGGGGGCAAGCACAUUCCACAUAGUGUUGACUUUGGACACCUUCUGUUCUGUU
Messenger RNA from Onychomys torridus (southern grasshopper mouse), 4046 nucleotides. It is a transcript of the gene Dennd1b, whose product is annotated as DENN domain containing 1B. Gene Ontology annotation, molecular function: guanyl-nucleotide exchange factor activity; phosphatidylinositol phosphate binding. Gene Ontology annotation, cellular component: cytosol; nuclear speck; intracellular membrane-bounded organelle. Gene Ontology annotation, biological process: T cell receptor signaling pathway; endocytic recycling; endocytosis. The transcript has 22 exons. The record is from RefSeq and is a predicted model, not a curated record. Bases 393 to 2678 code for a protein of 761 amino acids. NCBI's taxonomy places the organism in Eukaryota, Metazoa, Chordata, Mammalia, Rodentia, Cricetidae.